This is a messenger RNA of Trichosporon asahii var. asahii CBS 2479, 1545 nucleotides long. Its product is annotated as g2/mitotic-specific cyclin cdc13. The coding region runs from base 1 to 1545 and encodes 514 amino acids. The transcript is spliced from 4 exons. Lineage: Eukaryota; Fungi; Basidiomycota; Tremellomycetes; Trichosporonales; Trichosporonaceae. Gene Ontology annotation, molecular function: cyclin-dependent protein serine/threonine kinase regulator activity. Gene Ontology annotation, cellular component: nucleus; cyclin-dependent protein kinase holoenzyme complex; centrosome. The record is from RefSeq and is a predicted model, not a curated record. Gene Ontology annotation, biological process: regulation of cyclin-dependent protein serine/threonine kinase activity; G2/M transition of mitotic cell cycle.
AUGGCCAGCGGUAUCCCUACUCGGCGCUUCGCCCGUCGCGUGGAUGAGAAUGCUCUUCCUGCUACUUCAACCAUUGCGACCCGUUCUCGCUCGGCCAACGCUGCCGCCAACACCGCUUCCAACAACGGCAACAACACGACCAUUCCUGUUAUGAAGAGGACUGGCUCGACUGCCGGCGCCACCACCCGCUCAUCCACCCUCACCGCCGACACCAAAUCAACCCUCGGCAAGACCACCAUGACCAGGCGGCGUGCAGCCCUUGGGCAAGGUGUCGAGCGUCGUCCUCUCCAGAACACGCAGACCACCCAGCAAACCCUUCGCCGCACCACUCGCUCCAUUGUCACUGAGCCCAAGGACGAAAAGGUUCCCAUCAGCAAGCGCAAGCUUCCUUCGACGACCCGUCCCACCCGUCCCAGUGGCUCGCGGGCCAACUCGACCACGUCUACGUCCACCAACACAUCGGACCGUGGCACUCGCGGCGCGCGCGCCAUCCAGCCCACCACGUCCCUUCCCGAGGCUGGUCCCGCCACCAAGCGCCUCCGUCCUUCCGACGUCCUCCAAGUCGCUGACUAUGACGCUGAUGUUCCUGAGCUCAAGGUCGAGCGGAUACAGCGCAGCCCUCGCCCGGUCGCGAAGGACGCUGGAUGGACUGACCUCGACGCCGAGGAUGAGGGUGACCCCACCAUGGUCAGCGAGUACGUCAUUGACGCUUUCAAUUACAUGAUGGAGCUUGAGACGACCAUGGCGGACCCCGACUACAUGGACAGGCAGGACGAGCUGCAGUGGAAGAUGCGCUGCAUUCUGAACGAUUGGAUCAUCGAGGUGCACUCCAAGUUCCGCCUUCUCCCCGAGACCCUCCUGAUCGCGACAAACCUCAUCGACCGGUUCCUGUCUAAGCGCUCCGUGUCAUUAGUCAAGUUCCAGCUUGUCGGUCUGACUGCCCUCUUUGUCGCCGCCAAGUACGAGGAAGUCAUCUGCCCCUCAGUCACGCAUUUCCUGCACAUGACCGACGGUGGUUACGACGUCGGAGAGAUUCUCCGCGCCGAGCGGUACCUUCUCACCACCCUUGGAUUCGACCUGUCGUUCCCCAACCCCUUGCACUUCCUCCGUCGUGUCUCCAAGGCCGACGGCUACGAUGUGCACGCGCGCACCGUCGCCAAGUACUUUAUCGAGAUCAGCUGCGUCGACCACCGCCUGAUCGCAUACCCGCCAUCAAUGCUGGCCGCUGCGGCCAUGUGGCUUGCCCGCCUGUGCCUCGAGCGCGGACCAUGGCACGCCAACAUGGUUCACUACUCGAGCUACUCGCAGGCCGAGCUCCUGCCGUGUGCACAGGUCAUGCUCGACUUUGUGCUCGACCCCGAGGUCGACCUGACAUCGGCCUUCUUCAAGAAGUACGCCAGCAAGAAGCACCUGAAGGCCUCGGUCUACGUUCGCGAAUGGGCCAUGCACCGAUGGCCCGAGUCCGCCGUCCCCGGGCAUGAGCUCGAGGAGGAGUUUGGACUCGACGACCAGGUCCCUCCCCCUCCGCCGCCCAGCUCGGAGUAA